Molecule: messenger RNA, 1359 nt
Organism: Miscanthus lutarioriparius
Lineage: Eukaryota; Viridiplantae; Streptophyta; Magnoliopsida; Poales; Poaceae
Source: the annotation of a GenBank genome assembly
AUGGAGAGCGACGGGGUUCUGGAGGAUGCGGCGGCGGCGGCGGCGGCGGGGGAAGGGGAGGAGGAGCAGCAGGGGGAGGGGGAGGUGGUGGUGCCGAUCGGCGCGCAGAAGCACGACCCGGCGUGGAAGCACUGCGUCAUGGUGCGCGCCGACGGCCGGCUGCGCCUCAAGUGCGCCUACUGCGGCAAGCACUUCCUCGGCGGCGGCAUCCACCGCUUCAAGGAGCACCUGGCCCGCCGCCCCGGGAACGCCUACUGCUGCCCCAAGGUGCCCCGCGACGUGCAGGACACCAUGCUCCGCAGCCUCGACGCCGUCGCCGCCAAGAAGAUGCAGCGCAAGCUCGCCGCCUCCCUCUCGCCCGGCGACAUGCGCCGCUUCGCCGCCGCCAGCGCGCCGCCCGCCUCUGUCUCUACCGCUAGCGGGGGCACCGGCAGCCCCAUCCACGUGAUACCGCUCAACGAGGUGCUCGAUUUCGAGCCCAUGCCGCUCGAGGAGCAGAGGCCUCCGGUUCCGGAGGGCAGCACGAGGGGGAGUAGCAGCGGUAAGAAGAAGAGGAAGCAGGUGACCUACGCCCCUGCUCUGCCACUUAUACCCCAAACUCGGCCGCAGCAUGUUCCGCCUACUCCUCAGACCAAUCUUGUUCACGGGCUGCAGCAUGUUCCGCCUACUACUCAGACGAAUCCUCUUCAUCAGGUUGUGAUGGCAGUGGACGCAGUGGCACCGGCACAGCAUUUCGAACAUGCUGCCCCCUCGGAGAAGGAGCAGGUUUCCGUGGCAGUUGGGAGGUUCUUGUAUGACGCUGGUGUGCCAUUGGAAGCAAUGAACUCAGUCUACUUCCAGCCGAUGCUUGAGGCCAUUGCGGCUGCAGGAGGGAGGCCUGAGGUGCUCUCUUACCAUGACGUUCGCGGUCACGUUCUUAAGAGGUCACUCGACGAUGUGAUGUCUCGCUUGGAGUUCUUCAGGGAUGCACUGUACGAGUUACUGAAAAGUAUUGUUGUGGAGGUUGGCGAGAAAAAAGUCGUCCAAGUGAUCACAAACAAUUCUGAGAUCCAUGCAGCUGCGGGAAAAAAGCUAGGCGAAACAUUUCCCACAUUGUUCUGGUUUCCAUGCACUUGCCAGUGUGUUGAUGGCAUGCUCGAAGAUUUCAGCAAGGUGGAGGCAAUCAGUGAGAUAAUAAGGAAUGCAAAGGCCAUCACGAGAUUUGUCUACAACAGCGCAUAUACGUUAUCUGAUGAAGAAGUAUCUGCAAGGGAAGGAUCUGCUAGUUCCUGCAGAGACUCGUGCUGCUAUGAACUUUGUGACAUUGAAGAACAUGUACAGUUUGAGGGAGGCUUUGCAAGCUAUGGUCAACUCAGAUGA